This is a messenger RNA of Dipodomys ordii (Ord's kangaroo rat), 6483 nucleotides long. RefSeq names its product mucin-19-like. The coding region runs from base 1 to 6483 and encodes 2160 amino acids. The record is from RefSeq and is a predicted model, not a curated record. Gene Ontology annotation, cellular component: extracellular matrix. The transcript has 49 exons. Lineage: Eukaryota; Metazoa; Chordata; Mammalia; Rodentia; Heteromyidae. Gene Ontology annotation, molecular function: protein binding.
AUGGAGCAAAAGAUAAUUCGAGACAUUAGUCCAGUGGUAUACAUGUGUGCCAGCAUUGGUAAUGCUUUGUUGGGUAAUAUAUUAGGGAACUUUGGCUAUGGUGUUAAUCAGUUGGGUAUAAAAGGAUCUGUAAGCAUUGGAUCUAGUCAGAGUGAUGGGAACCUUGGAUUUCAUGGCAGUGGCUCAGUGAGCCAGUCUAAGUUAGCUGAUUUUGGAUUUGGAGAAAGAAAGCACAGAGGUGAAACUGAUGUUGGAGUUUCUGGUUCAAAUCCAGUUGGUGACACUGGCCUUAGCCACAAUGACAUGAAAGAUGACACACGUUUGUCUGACAUCACUGAACCUCCAGGCUCCUUUGCAGCACACAGUACUCCAGAAAAAGGAUCCCAUAUUCCAGAAGCAACUCCAACGUACUCAGAAACAAAUGAAGUUAUUGGUGAAGCUUCUACCUGGGGUUCCGGAGUGUACAAAGCUUUCAAUGGCUACAUCUUUUCCUUUACUUCUCCAUGCACGUACACCUUCUGUCGUGACUGUGCUGAGUCUGGAGAUUUUCAUAUUGAGAUCAAAAGAAACAACAAGAAUGAGAUUGAAAAAAUUAAAAUUCUGGUUGACGGUAAUGACAUCUCUAUUUCGGGUGACACUAUUUUACUUAAUGAAAAAAGCAUAUCAAUACCUCACAGCAAUAAAAUGAUUCAUAUUAAAAAACAAGGAAAAUAUAAUGUUCUGAAGGGCCGUAGAGGAAUGCUCACCUUAGUCUGGCUUGAAAAUAGCCUCUCACUCACCUUACACAAACAAUAUACCACAUGUGGACUUUGUGGUAACUUCAACACCACCCCAGGUCAAGAUAUCAACGAGCACAUUGCCAAUAGCAAAAUUUCUGGUGAUUGUCCUGAUGCUGUUAGUAAAAGCUAUGAAGUUUGUGAAGAUGGUGAGCAGCAUUGUAACAAAAUUAUCGGCACCUACUUCGAGCAAUGUGGGAAGGUCGCUCCUUUGGCCCAGCAGUAUAAGAGGGUCUGUGUUGAUGAGUACUGUCAUGGUCAUGGGGAUGUGAAUGCUACAUGUAACACUUAUGAAGAACUGUCCCGCCUCUGUGCCUCUGAAGGGCCCAGCACCUUUGAGCACUGGCGAGAUGAUUCUGAUGUUGUUUGUGAAAAGCCCAAAUGCCCAGAGAAACACAUCUACAAAGAAUGCGGCCCCUCAAACCCUCCAACCUGCUCGAAUGUGGCUCCUUUCCAGGACAGUGAGUGUGUGAGUGGAUGCACCUGUCCAGACGGUUAUCUAUUGGAUGAUAUUGGAGGGAAAGGAAAAUGUGUAUUGAAAGAAAAAUGUCCCUGUGAGUCGAGUGGCAACAUCUAUCAGCCAGGAGAAGUCCGGGCAGGGGCCUGUGGCUCCCAGUGCACAUGCCAUGAGGCAAAGUGGUCCUGCACUGAGUCGUUGUGUCCUGGGAGAUGUAAGGUGGAAGGAAGUUUGUUUACCACCUUCGAUGACAACAAAUUCAACCACCCUGGAAACUGUCACUUCUUGGCCAUUCACAAUGAAGAUUUGUCUGUUGGUGUUGAGCUCCACCCAUGUGCAGAGGGUCAGACGGGAACAUGCUUAAAUAGGGUCUCAUUUCUCUUGAAUUCUUCUGCUUCAGGUGGCAAGUUUGUUUUCAACAGUGAUGGGACAGUCACAAACGAUGUGGUUAGAAUUCAAGAUUCUUACAAUUCAGAUGAAGUGCAGAUCUCCAAACCAACUUCCUCAUACUUUCAAGUAGAAACAUACUUAGGAGUGAAAAUGCAAAUUCAAUAUUUCCCUGUGAUGCAACUGUAUGUUUCCGUGCCACCCAACCAAUUCUCAGACACCGUGGGGCUGUGCGGCUCCUACAACAACAAAGCUGAGGACGAUUUCUUGUCCAGUCAGAAUAUAUUGGAGAAGACGUCUCAUGCAUUUGCUAAUUCUUGGGAAAUGGCAGCCUGCCCUAAAGGAACCCCCUCGACAUGCAUCAGUAUAGAAACAGAAAAGUUUGCUGAAAAUAAAUGUGGAAUUCUUCUGGAUUCAAGUGGGCCUUUUGCUUCCUGCCAUUCAGUUGUGAACCCCAAAUUCUAUCACGAGGAAUGCAACAAAUACACUUGUUCUUGUGAAAACAGUCAAGAAUGCCUGUGUACAAUUCUAGACAACUAUGUAAAAGCCUGUGCUGUCAAAGGAGAAAACAUGGCAGGUUGGAGAGCCGGCCUGUGCGAACAAACUUGUCCAAGUGGCCUCGUGUUCAAAUACAAUGUCAAAGCCUGCAAUCGUACUUGCCGAUCCUUGUCACAGAGAGACAGAAGCUGUGAUUUAGAAGAUGUUCCAGUUGAUGGAUGCACUUGUCCUGAUGGAAUGUACAAGGAUAAUGAAGGAAAUUGUGUUCAGAAAUCUCAGUGUGACUGCUAUGUCAAUGAUGAAGUAGUACCACCAGGCAAACUCAUCCAUAUUGAUGACAAUAAAUGUGUCUGCCGAAAUGGAAUGCUCCUUUGUCAGACCCCACUUGAUUUAACUCUACAAAAUUGCACUGGCGGGGCUGAGUAUGUGGACUGCAAGGAUCCGAAGGCACAAAGAAGAUCUGACAAAACAUGUAGCACGCGGAACAUACCCGCUUUUGAUGAUGACCUGCCUUGCAAACGUGGGUGCUAUUGUCCCGUGGGAAUGGUGCGGAACUCUAAAGGGAGAUGUGUGCUUCCAGAUGACUGCCCAUGUUCUUUUGGUGAACAAGAAUACGAACAAGGGAGUGUAACUGCUGUUGGUUGUAAUGAGUGCACUUGCAUUAACGGAUCUUGGAACUGCACACAGAAUGAAUGUCAGACCACCUGCCACAUCUACGGGGAAGGGCAUGUUAGAACUUUUGAUGGAGAAAGUUACAGCUUUGAUGGUCUCUGCCAGUACACAUUUCUUGAGGAUUAUUGUGGUCGAGAAAAUGGUACCUUCCGCAUUCUAACUGAGAGUGUUCCAUGCUGUGAAGAUGGGCUGACAUGCUCCAGAAAAAUCGUGGUUGCUUUUCAGGAUCAUAACAUUGUCUUGCAAGAGGGAAAAGUAACCGCAGUUAAAACCACGGAAAGUAAAGAAUGUGAACUUGCCACCAAAACCUACUCCAUCCACACUGUUGGCCUGUACUUGAUUGUGAAACUUGCAAAUGGAAUAAUCCUGAUUUGGGACAAAUACACAAAGCUAUCUGCUAUUCUGGAUCCACGCUGGCAUGGCCAGGUGUGCGGCCUCUGUGGGAACAACAAUGGCGACCUCAAAGACGACUUCACCACCAGGCACUCCUCGGUGGCUGGCGGCGCCCUGGAGUUUGGGAAUAGUUGGAAAACAAGUCAAGAGUGCUCGAACACGGUCACCCAGAGCUUCCCGUGUGACUCCAACCCAUACUGCAAAGCAUGGGCUGUGAGGAAGUGCGAGAUCCUCCGGGACAGCACCUUCCAGGCCUGCCACAGCAAGGUCGACCCCACCGCCUACUACGAGGCCUGCGUGGAGGAGGCCUGCGCCUGCGACGUGGAGGGCAAGUACCCCGGCUUCUGCACGGCCGUGGCCACGUACGCGGAGGCCUGCAACGCCGCAGGGGUGUGCGUCUCCUGGCGGAAGCCCAGCCUGUGCCCGGUGUACUGUGAUUACUACAACACCCCUGGAGAAUGCAGUUGGCAUUACGAACCCUGUGGUACAGUGAUGGCUAAAACAUGCAAAGAUCGGGUCAUUGGCCAGAAGUUUUCUGCACUUUUAGAAGGUUGUUAUGCCAAGUGCCCAGAAAGUGCGCCCUACCUGGAUGAGAACACCAUGAAGUGCGUGGGUCUGUCGGAAUGCAGCUGCUUCUAUAAUGAUGUUAUACCAGCAGGGGGCGUCGUGCAAGAUGAUUGUGGAAGAACAUGCUAUUGUAUUGCUGGAGAGUUGGAGUGCAAUGCAACUACACUGAUUUCCAGUAGAUCAACUACAGGGACCACAGCAGUGUCUGCAGGUUCCACCGCUGCCCACCCCAGAACCUCUGACAGACCAGCCACAACCUCUGGUAGCAGCAGCUCAGGGACCACGGUGCUGUCUGCAGCCUCCACCACUGCAGGCCCAGGAUCCUCAGCCAGACCAGCUACCACCUCGGCCAGAUACAAAUCAGGCACCACAGGACCAGCAGCUGGUGAAUCUACUGGAGCCCCAAGCAGUGAACCCUCAACAGCUGAGGCCAUAUCAGCAAGAACAGAAGUGCCUACCUCAUCCACACCUAUUGGCAAAGAAUCCAGCACCCUCAGAGAAUCAAGCCCUGGAACUGUGACCCAAGGAAACUCAGGAACAACAGGCCAGUCUGUGGGACGGACUUCAGCAUCAGGCAGGGAGAUCACAGCUGGACCUCCAGGCUCAGAGACCACAGCUGGACCACGAGGCACACAGAGCACAGGUGGACCAUCAGGCAGGGAGACCACAGGUGGACCACCAGGCACUGAGACCACAGCUAGACCAGCAAGCACAGAGACCACAGCUGGAACACGAGACAGGGAGACCACAGCUGGGGUGACCACAGCUGGACCACCAGGCACGCAGAGCACGGCUGGACCACCAGGCACCACAGGACCUGCAGCUGGUGAAACUACUACAACCCCAAGUAAUGAACCCUCAACAGCUGAGGCCACAUCAGCAAGAACAGAAGUGCCUACCUCAUCCACACCUAUUGGCAAAGAAGCCAGCACCCUCAGAGAAUCAAGCCCUGGAACUGUGACCCAAGGAAACUCAGGAACAACAGGCCAGUCUGUGGGACCGACUUCAGCAUCAGGCAGGGAGAUCACAGCUGGACCUCCAGGCUCGGAGACCACAGCUGGACCACAAGGCACACAGAGCACAGGUGGACCACCAGGCAGGGAGACCACAGCUAGACCAGCAAGCACAGAGACCACAGCUGGACCAGCAAGCACAGAGACCACAGCUGGACCACCAGGCAGAGAGACCACAGCUGGGGGAGCACGGUGCUGUCUGCAGCCUCCACCACUUCAGGCCGAGGAUCCUCAGCCAGACCAGCUGCCACUUCUGCUAGCCACAGAUCAGGCACCACAGGACCAGCAGCUGGUGAAACUACUAGAGCCCCAAGCAGUGAACCCUCAACAGCUGAGGCCACAUCAGCAUCAGAGGGUUUCUGUGAGGUUCAGCGUGCUGACAAUAGGGGACACAUGUUUACAGAUCACUGUUUGCUUUUUCAAAUCAGCAAGAACAGAAGUGCCUACCUCACCCACACCUAUUGGCAAAGAAGCCAGCACCCUCAGAGAAUCAAGCCCUGGAACUGUGACCCAAGGAAACUCAGGAACAACAGGCCAGUCUAUGGGACCGACUUCAGCAUCAGGCAGGGAGAUCACAGCUGGACCUCCAGGCUCAGACACCACAGCUGGACCUCGAGGCACACAGAGCACAGCUGGACCAGCAAACAGGGAGACCACAACUGGACCACCAGGCAGAGAGACCACAGCUAGACCAGCAAGCACAGAGACCACAGCUGGAACACCAAGCAAAGAGACCACAGCUGGGGUGACCACAGCUGGACCACCAGGCACGCAGAGCACGGCUGGACCACCAGGGAGCACGGUGCGGUCUGCAGCCUCUACCACGGCAGGCCCAGGAUCCUCAGCCAGACCAGCUGCCACUUCUGCUAGCCACAGAUCAGGUAAGGAAAAGCGAGAGCCAUUGCAUGUGCAGGUUUUUAAGUGCAUGGAUGGUGAACUCUUUCAUUCUCAGUUUAUGGAGCAUGGUGCCAAUGGAAAGAAAUAUGAAGAGACUGGAGUUAAGAAGGGACCAGGCACCACAGGACCAGCAGCUGGUGAAACUACUAGAGCCCCAAGCAGUGAAUCCUCAACAGCUGAGGCCACAUCAGCAAGAACAGAAGUGCCUACCUCACCCACACCUAUUGGCAAAGAAGCCAGCACCCUCAGAGAAUCAAGCCCUGGAACUGUGACCCAAGGAAACUCAGGAACAACAGACAACUCUGUGGGACCAACUUCAGCAUCAGGCAGGGAGAUCACAGCUGGUCCUCCAGGCUCCGAGACCACAGCUGGACCACCAAACACAGAGACCACAGUUGGACCACCAAACACAGAGAGCACAGCUGGACCACCAAAUACAGAGAGCACAGCUGGACCACCAAAUACAGAGAGCACAGCUGGACCACCAGACGGGGAGACCACAGCUAGACCAGCAAGCACAGAGACCACAGCUAGAACACCAGACAGGGAGACCACAGCUAGACCACCAAGAAAGGAGACCACACCUGGAACACCAGGCACUGAGGCCACAGCCGGGGUGACCACAACUGGACCACCAGGCACACAGAGCACAGUUAGAACACCAAGCAAGGAGACCACAGCUGGACCACCAGGCACACAGACUACAGCUGGACCACUAGAACCAGUGGAAGAGCGGGUAGAGUUGCUACUACAAGCAAUAGUGAAAGCACACUUGGAAACACAGAUAGAGAAGAAACAGAAGCAGAGAGGGAAGCAGUGGUAG